CACAGCUGCAUCUAAUUCUGGUGAAAAAAUAGUGGAACAAAGAGAACAAAAAGCAGGAAACGAGUCCCAAGAAACCAAAGUCACUGCACAGGAAAACACUGAAAACAGAAGACCAAAGACAGGUUUCCAGAUGUGGCUAGAAGAGAACAGAGCAAACAUUUUGACAGAUAAUCCUGAUCUGAACGAAGCAGAAGUAAUAAAAGAAGGCAUGAGUCGAUUUAGAAUGCUGACAUCAGAGGAAAGGAUGGUGUGGACUGAGAAAGCAAGAGGAGGAAGCGUUGGUGACUCAGCAGAAGACAAAAAGCGAAAGCGUCCCACAGCUGAGGAAGAUGAAGAGAAAAAGAGCCAGGAGCAGAAAUCCGAGGACACAAAUGUAUCCAAAAAAUCCAAGCCUUUAGAUCCAUCCACAAACAACAGAUUGUCAUCUUUUGCCUUCAAGCAGAGCUAGAUGAAGUGAUGCCUUCUCAGUGUCUGUGUUCUGAAAGCAUUCGUGGAAGAAAUCCCUCUGUGUUGAGGAAUUGGCUGCUGAGCUCGAGGAGCACUGGCAAAAAGAGUGCCUGGCUCCAAAUAGUCUGUUAGAAAGUGUUUUAUUAUGAAUUUUUGAAAGGAAUGCUGAGUUCCCUCUCACAGUCUUUUACAAGUUC
Molecule: messenger RNA, 644 nt
Organism: Cyanistes caeruleus (blue tit)
Lineage: Eukaryota; Metazoa; Chordata; Aves; Passeriformes; Paridae
Source: RefSeq, a predicted model, not a curated record